This is a messenger RNA of Tupaia belangeri chinensis (Chinese tree shrew), 2882 nucleotides long. RefSeq names its product cytochrome b5 domain containing 1 (gene CYB5D1). The transcript is spliced from 4 exons. The record is from RefSeq and is a predicted model, not a curated record. NCBI's taxonomy places the organism in Eukaryota, Metazoa, Chordata, Mammalia, Scandentia, Tupaiidae. The coding region runs from base 15 to 845 and encodes 276 amino acids. Gene Ontology annotation, biological process: cilium movement.
UUUAAUCUCAGUGGAUGGUGGCCGGAAAAGGACAAUGGUUUCCAUGUCAGCGGGUAAACGCGUUCUCCGUAGCUCCAGGACGACCAGGAGGAUGCAACAGUGUGUGCCGAGGAGCUGGGCAGCAACUUAGGGAGCUGGUGAGUGACAGUGGAAGAGCCAUGCAGCGCCGGGGCCUAGUGGCUGGGCCAGAUUUUGAGUAUUUCCAGCGUCGCUUUUUCACGCCGGCGGAGGUGGCCGAACAUAACCAGCCUGAAGACCUCUGGGUGUCUUACCUGGGAUACGUGUACGACCUAACGCCGCUGGCACAGGAGUACAAGGGGAACCUGCUGCUGAAACCCAUCGUGGAAGUUGCGGGCCAGGACAUCAGCCACUGGUUUGAUCCAAAGACCAGAGAUAUCCGCAAGCACAUAGACCCGCUGACCGGUUGCCUGAGGUACCGCACCCCGCGGGGCCGCUUCGUGCACGUCCCGCCUCAGCUGCCCCGUUCGGACUGGGCCAAUGAUUUCGGGACUGCCUGGUGGCAGGGGUCGACUUACGAGGUGGGGCGGCUGUCUGCCAAGACCCGGAACAUCCGCAUCAUUAACACGCUCACGUCGCAGGAGCACACACUGGAGGUGGGGGCCCUGGAGUCCAUGUGGGAAAUCCUACACCGCUAUCUCCCCUUUAAUGCACAUGCUGCCAGCUACACAUGGAAGUACGAAGGGAAGAACCUGAACAUGAAUUAUACCCUGGAAGAGAAUGGGAUCCGGGAUGAGGAGGAAGAAUUUGACUAUCUUAAUAUGGAUGGUUCAUUCCACACACCUGGAAUACUGCUCUACUUCAAUGAUGACCUCACAGAGCUGUAGGACAGGAGGUGUAUGUUCGCUAGAAUCAAGAUACAUUUUGAGUUUGGCUUUUUCUGUGCCCUGAGGAAAAGGGGUGGGAUUGGAACUAGAAUAACAGCUGAAUUUAUUGGCAGUGGCAAGUUAAAAGGUUCAGAGAAUGAUUAGUGCAUCUUCCCGGCAUGGUGUCCAGGGCCCAGUACAGGAAAAGGUGGCCCCUGGGAGACACUGGGUGGGCUGCACAGCUCUCCAUCCCGCUCUGGGAACCGGCCUGUGGUUCCCAUUCCUUUCUGAAGUAGAAAGUCCCAUUCCCAAUGACAUUACAAUUUGCUCCGAGAAAACGUGGGAGAAUGCUAGAAGUGAAUUACUUUUUGAGAUGAAUUAUCUUAGAUUAGGGAGAUGCAGAAGACGACUGCAGGCAGAACUUGUGCUAGUGAGUGGUAUGGAAGCACUUUUCUGGGAAUGAGGCAGCUGCAGGAAGAUGGAUUUACAAAGACAGGAAUAGUAACUUUAUCAUGGCUCAUACCAAAUUGGCGUAUCUCCCUUCUAAAAGGUUAGAUAGCCGAACCCAAGGGAAAGAAAGAAAAUGAAUGGUAAUUAGGUAAUUCAGGCCAGAUAUUAUGCUAGGUGCUUCUAUCUACCGUCUUUAAUACAAUUACCUAAUAAGGUGGAUACCAUUUACAGGUAAGUCUCACAACUUAGACAGGUUUACUAGCACAAAGGCACACUGGGUAGUAACCACCAGAGUCAGGAUGCAAAUCCAGUCUGUUUAGCUCCAAAGUCCACGUCCAUUCCCACGUAAAGGGGCGCUUCUCAGUGUGUCUGUCAUCUCAUAAGAACAUCUCAUCCUAACCACUGCUCUCGGGCUAAGUACUGAGAUGUGGGUUGUCCUAUGCUCGCUGCACAAUGCAAAACUGUAGGCCUACUGUGUAGUCAGCAGUUCUUGUUUAGAGAGUUAGCAGAAUUCUCCAGUGGCAAAGUGGAGACUGGGAACGCUAAGUGUCAGCUAAGCGGUGGCCGACUUCCUUAUAAAUCCUAUAGCAACAUUUCUGAUUUUUCUGAGGCAAAAAUGUGGGUAUUUACUGACUCCAGGAAAAGCUAGAGUGGGGAAAGGGCCUACCAAUUGGGACACUUGCAUGAGGGAGCAAAAGGGAGGCUCCUUUCUAUGAUGCACUUUGCCACUCAGGGAAUGCGCCACGUCAGAAAACUCCCUGGUGACCAAAGGAGAACGCUCCUGGGGACAGCAGCUCAGUUUAGUCUUCUUAACCUUUGCAGGGGAGAGUGGGACUGACGAUAACAGGUGAACUUCUUGGCAGCGGCAAGCCAAAAACAUUCAAGGAGUGUUUAGUACAUCUUCCAGAAAGGGUGCCCACGGCCAGGGCUGGAGAAGGUAGCCCCUGUGAGGCACCAGGUAGGCUGCAUAGUUUUCUGAGGGGCUGAUCUGAGUGGCAUGAACAGAGGUGGAGACAUCUGUAUGGUUUUGGCAGUAUCUGAAUUCACAGUGAGACUGAGGGCUUCCUCCUAGUUCUGUGAAAUGCCGGAAUCCACAAAUUUUCGGAAUCAAUCUGCAAUUACUUCAUGUGUACUUUGUUGGCUCAGCUAAACCCUAGCCUGUGUGAGAACCAAAGUUAUGCUGUUCCUCUAGCCUUAGCUGCAGGGCCUGUGCCUAUGGGAUGUGCUUAUUCUGCCCAAACCUGUCUCUUGCAGUUUCCUACCUCAGUAGCUCUUGCCACAAACACGUGCCUUUCCUCACACACCCAGUCACUCAGCAAGCAGAUUCUAUCUCCUAUGUAUCUUGAGAAUCCAUCUUCCUUUCUACAAGUUCCCCUCACCUUUUGUCUAGACUGCUGUGGAAACUUCCUAACCUGCCCUUCAUGUCCACGUCUGCCUUCCACACUGCAGUCAGAAUGAGCUCUGAGAGACCAAAACAUCUGUCCUGCCACAGAUUCUUGGUGGCUUCUGGGACCCGCAGAUGGCAUAAUGGUUAUGUCACUGGACUCCCACGUAGUCAACCGCGGUUUGAGUCCCAGACCUAGUGGCUUAAAACUCACACCAGGGGUG